This is a messenger RNA of Colletotrichum destructivum, 861 nucleotides long. RefSeq lists its product as uncharacterized. Lineage: Eukaryota; Fungi; Ascomycota; Sordariomycetes; Glomerellales; Glomerellaceae. The record is from RefSeq and is a predicted model, not a curated record. The coding region runs from base 1 to 861 and encodes 286 amino acids. The transcript has 2 exons.
AUGGCAGAAAACGAUGCCUAUUUCCCCAAUCUUUUGCCAUCAACCCCUCGGCGCAUGGAUUCUCAUGAGUCCAGAAACCUAAGUGUUCACAUAAAGGACUCUUUCAGUCUCACGGCUCUUUUCACCAUUGGCGCCAUCACACAGUCCGUCCUCUUCCUCGUGUUCCCCGCCGGGUACGCGAUCGUCCCGUUCUCGGCCUGCGCUCUUAUCUCGGCGAUCUCUACUCUCUUCGAACUUCGCAGCGGUAAGACAUAUCCGAAGGGAGUAGUUCCAGGCCAGGUUACGGCUCAGAUGGUCGAUCCAAGUAAUGGGAAAAUACCUGCUAUUCCUGCUUCGCAAUCCUUGGUUGUUUUCCACCUCGGUGUACGAUUCAAUCACACUUUGGGCCUCAUUUCGCCUGGAGCGUCUGAGGUUGUUAAGCAUUUCGACGCUAUGAACGCAGAUCUCAGAAGACGAGCAGACGAGUACGGCCUUUACCACUUCUCAAACUGGAAAGGGGCCGAAUCAGACCGCAACAACACUUUGCUUAUGAUCUACUACUUUCGUAACGUCGACGGUCUGAACCGUUUUGCGCACGACACGUUGCAUUGGAACACUUGGAAGUGGUUUAACAGCAUCAAGGAAGAUCACAAGCAUCUUGGCAUCUUCCACGAAACCUUCAUUACCAGUGCCCAGCAGUACGAGACCAUUUACGAAAAUAUGCCGCCAGUGCUUUUGGGCGCUGCAAGUGUUGCAAGUACGAACGAGAUAAGUAAGGAAAAGACUUGGGUCAACACAUUGGUUGAUGCCGACGUUAAGCCGUUGAGGACUCAGCUCCGUCGGAUGGGAAAGCACUAUCGACCGGCGGCUGAUCGUGUUUAA